AUGCCGCGUCCACCUCCCUCGACCAACAACAGCUUAUCGGCGGGCCUUCCAACCGAAGACUCCGUUCCAUCUACGGCAAUGUCUGAAGAUUCAGUGUCGGGUACGUCUUCUAGUUCUUGGUCACCUCAGUUGGCUGACUCCCUCACUGAGGCUGUGGUUCGGGCAAUCGGAAACUCCAUUCCCACCAUAAUUUCAUCGAUCCAGAGAAACACCUCCUCGCAGGCUUCUUCGGUUCCAGGCGUUUCUGCUAGCGGGGCUCCACAACCUUUACUUUCUUCAGCAUCCACUUCGAGUGCAAGUACAAGUGACGGUGUUUCUUCGGUGGCUUCAGGUACAUUUACCAUUCCCGCAUUUGUUCCUACGUUUACGCCAGUGUCGGCCAUUACCGUCUCGAGCUCGGCCCGCCCCGUGGCUCCUACUCUCUCCACUUUUGUAUCGCCUGGCGUUACUAGCGGUCUUCCAAGCCUCGAGUCUUCGUUGGCAUCACCCAAGUCUGAGAAGGCUUUUAUCGUUGGUUGUUUUAUUUGUUGUCUGUCAACCUUCGCGCCGUGA
Porites evermanni is the source of this 552-nucleotide messenger RNA. The record is from the annotation of a GenBank genome assembly. NCBI's taxonomy places the organism in Eukaryota, Metazoa, Cnidaria, Anthozoa, Scleractinia, Poritidae.